Molecule: messenger RNA, 420 nt
Organism: Prorocentrum cordatum
Lineage: Eukaryota; Dinophyceae; Prorocentrales; Prorocentraceae
Source: the annotation of a GenBank genome assembly
AUGCCGAAGGACGGCGACGAGCUGGCGCUCCUCGAGGCGGCGUCCCUCGCCGACCCGCGCCCUCGCCCCCCCAGGCGCCUCAGGUCCGCGGCGUACUGGGAGCAGAAGGCCGCCGCCGUCGCCGCCAAGUGGCCCGCGCGUUCGCCUUGGGAGCCGGGCGUGAGGCCGCGCCGCCCGUACCUCGACGAAGGUUGGAGCGGUCAGGCCGGCAGCCGCGAAUGGCACCGCCUCGAGCCGGCGGCGCCCGCGGCGCCCGCGGCGCCCGCAGCGGUGUGCACCGAGGGCGACGGCGCGGUGCGCAGCCCCGGGAGCUUGGCGGGCGCCAUCUCGAUGGCGCUUCGCCGCAAGGGGCGCGGGCCUCCCGCGCCGCCGGGGUCGCCCUCGGCGGCGCACGGGGCAGCGCCGAACGCGCGCGGCUGA